This is a messenger RNA of Phodopus roborovskii (desert hamster), 1232 nucleotides long. It is a transcript of the gene Mcts1, whose product is annotated as MCTS1 re-initiation and release factor. The coding region runs from base 268 to 813 and encodes 181 amino acids. The transcript has 6 exons. Gene Ontology annotation, biological process: formation of translation preinitiation complex. The record is from RefSeq and is a predicted model, not a curated record. Gene Ontology annotation, molecular function: RNA binding. NCBI's taxonomy places the organism in Eukaryota, Metazoa, Chordata, Mammalia, Rodentia, Cricetidae.
UUCCUUCUGAAGUCCCGCCCUUUUGUCUGUCCCCAAUGGAGAAUAAGCUGUUACUCAAAAGGAGGCGACAAAAGCCUCAACGUGGAGUUGAGAGGAGCGGAAGUAGUCAGAUUUCGCAGGGCCGUAAAGCGAAUAGUGUUUUCACCUUCCGGGCAACGACAGCAGAUCCGACUGUCAGUGCCGGUUUUCUUCGUGCCGGACCCUUCCUAAUUCAAUUUCCUUCCCAUUCCGGGCCCUUCCCUAGCGUCGCCCCCUUCACCUUGGAUCAUGUUCAAGAAAUUUGAUGAAAAAGAAAAUGUGUCCAACUGCAUCCAGUUGAAAACCUCGGUUAUUAAGGGUAUUAAAAAUCAAUUGAUAGAGCAAUUUCCAGGUAUUGAGCCAUGGCUUAAUCAAAUCAUGCCUAAGAAAGAUCCUGUGAAAAUUGUCCGAUGCCAUGAACAUAUAGAAAUCCUAACAGUAAAUGGGGAAUUACUGUUUUUUAGACAAAGAGAAGGGCCUUUUUAUCCAACCUUGAGAUUACUUCAUAAAUAUCCUUUUAUCUUGCCACAUCAGCAGGUUGAUAAAGGAGCCAUCAAAUUUGUCCUCAGUGGAGCAAAUAUCAUGUGUCCUGGCUUAACUUCUCCUGGAGCUAAGCUUUAUCCUGCUGCUGUAGAUACUAUUGUUGCAAUCAUGGCAGAAGGAAAGCAGCAUGCUUUGUGUGUUGGCGUCAUGAAGAUGUCUGCAGAAGAUAUUGAGAAAGUCAACAAAGGAAUUGGCAUUGAAAAUAUCCAUUAUUUAAAUGAUGGGCUGUGGCAUAUGAAGACAUAUAAAUGAGCAUCAAGAGGAAUUUGCUUGGGCUAAAUAUGGAUAUUGUGCUAUAUCUGUGUUUGUGUCUGUGUGUGACAGCAUGAAGGCAAAGCCUCUGUGGUUAUGCUGAAUAAAUUCUGUGGAUGCUAAAAUUCUGUUAGCUUCAAAAUUAUUUUAACUUAAAUACAAAUUAUAAUUGGGUAGCAAACUUGGACAUUAAAAGGUACCUGGUAAGUAACUCAGCAGACAACUCAAUGUCCGAUUUAGGUUAAUGAUAUAAGAUUGGUAAAUGUAUUUGCCAGUUUUUGGUGGAUACCUAGAUAGUUUGUCUGGAAGCUAGAUUUGGAAUUUUGUUCCAUUAUUCAGAGGCACCCAGAAGUGUUCCCUUGUUUGUGUGUUUGUUGUUGUUUUAAAUUUCCCUAGGAAAUGUUCCAAACAUACUCUAA